Messenger RNA from Oikopleura dioica, 4275 nucleotides. NCBI's taxonomy places the organism in Eukaryota, Metazoa, Chordata, Appendicularia, Copelata, Oikopleuridae. The record is from the annotation of a GenBank genome assembly.
AUGCAAAGAUUGAUGAUACUCAUUCUUCUGAUGCUCUCUCCCUCCGGAGAGUGCUCUAAAAUGACCUAUCCCGCCGGAGAUGGGUCUGCUGGCAAUUUCUUCGAAAUUUCAACCUGCGAGUGCGCAGACGAAGGAACCGUCAAGUUGAAGGCUCCCGCAAGUUAUUUCCCGUACGGUUUGACGCAGCUUCAAAAGGCCAAGUUAGGAGAGCGCUUUUCGGAUUGUGGAUCGAUUGAAGUUGUUGAUGAAGCUAGUAAAACGUAUCUGGUCAUCACUAGCACUGUCAAGCCAAGUUGCGGGGUCGUUUACGUUGAUAACAAGCUUCAAGAGAUCGAAGCUGGAGGACUGAAGUUGACACUAGUCGAACUCGUUCUUGACCUUCAAAUAUCGGGCAAAAUCUUCCAGGCAGCAGUUUCGUGUUCUUGCCCCGAACCACAGGAAGGCUUCUUUCACACGGAUCAGACAUUCGUUGGCGAAUACUCUUACCCUUGUGUCAGUCCUCCUUGUUUCCACAGAAAUCCGACGUGGCUUUCAACCCCUGCUGAACAGGUUCUAGCGCAAGAUCCCUUGACCGAUCCAACUCCUGGAUUUGAAAACAUUGCUGUCGAAGGCGGAGGAGACGUGAUCCGAAUUUCCAAAACUUGGACCCAGUUUAGCGCUCGCGAAAGGAUCGAGUCAGAUAUGGGCACGCUCUAUAUCUUCAAGCUCAAAUUCUCGUUCGAGGAAAAUGGAGUUACCAAGGUCCAAGAAGUCUUUCAAAUAACACCACAGCCCGCGCGAUGGUCAAACUGGGGAGAAUGGGGAGACUGCGUCCUACCUGAAUACUCAUCCGGCGAACUCGAUGGAACAAAAACUAGAACUCGAGUUUGUGAGAAUCGGGACUUGAAUUCUGACUGGAAGGAGAAAUGUCCUGGUGAUUUGCUUGAAACUAAGACUUGCUUUGGAGGCUGCCGAUAUGAUGACGAACUCGAAGGAUCAACUCCAUGCGAGACACAUCCUGUUCACGUGGAAUGCUGUGCUGCAACCGCUGAAAUUCGCUUGCGUAAAAGGAGGAGCACGGCCGAACCCGAUUGUCCAACUGGCUUCGCCUACGAGGCCGAUAAUGACAAGAUUGGUUGUUUUGAAGAAGUCGAUUCCGGCUUCACUCUCGUCCCAGUUCUUUUCCCAAGCAACUACUUAUCGCGCGAUGUAGCGGAUUCAUCUCUUGUUGGAAAAAUCAUCUCUUUCAAAGCGCUCAAGACUCGUAGAUACCCGGCAGAACUGAUUCAGAAAAAGGACACGCGAAAGGUAAACGUCCGACUCUGGGUUCGAAAUGAUGCUGGCGCUUGUGUUGCUAUCUACGCCUGGCCGAAUUCGAUCAAAAUCAACGAGGAAAUCAGCCACAAUUACAACGUCGACCCUCGAGAAUUCACAAUCACAUUCGUCGAGAAUGACUUCCUCCUUUCUGAAUUAGAGCUUGAGCAGCUGAGUCCUAUCGACCGAUGUUUGAAUCUUCACAACUACGGAAGUGACAUGGUUCUCGAGUCGCACGAAGUUCUUUUCGCUCCCGGCGCAUGGCCCCUUACCAAGCUUCAGUAUCUUGCUGUUGAUGGCGACAAUCUUAAACAUGAAGAGAAGACGAUCACACUCAAAGAUGAAAAAUUCUGGUCAGUGGACGCUAAUAUUGAGACGAGCUUUCCUGACGACGAUACUUGGUUUUACGACACCUGUCCCGCAAUCGCCCAAUGUCCUGAGACCACCGGAACAUGUCCAGAAUGCAGUUCUAGCGAGGCCGUUUGCGAUCCCGAAACCUUCUUCGAUUUCGGUUCCAAGAUUGAAAUCGAUGACAGAACUGCUUACACGAACCAUCCUGUUUGUGCUACCACAAGUGGAGUCGUUAUUUCUCACUAUGUUCCUGAUGACUGGGCUUCAUGUGGCAGUUGCGCUGAUGAUCAAUGUAACACUAUCUCGUACCAAUGCAGACAAGGAACGGCUUUUCCAGCUGUGCAGGGAUGCCCGCCAAAUGGAUGUAGUAAACCGGCAUGCACCGACAUUCCGUGGUCGGAGUGGAGCGAGUGUGACAAGAGCACUUGUCUACGAGAAAGGACGCGUGACGUAACACUGGAAGCUCUUUAUGCUCUCGACUGCAAGCUUCCUGUUGACUUUCAGACUACAGAGACGAAGCCUUGUCAAGAUUCGCCACCAACAUGCGACUGGAACCUUGGAAUCGAAAUCGACUGCACUCCUGAUGCAGAAGUGCAGUUGGAAUCCUGUACUUCGUGCCAUUCUAACCGUAAUGCCAAUUGCAAGUACACGUCGAACAAAGAGCAGUGCUACGACAAUUGUAUUAAACACGUCGAAUGUGCCGAUUGCUGUACGAAGUUCUCUCUGAUGGAGUCCGUGAAUCAGAACCCUCCAAUCUGCAACACAGAUCAUCAAUGCUCAGCAGGCUUGAUGACUAAGCACAUGAAAUCAAGUUGCAAAGCGCUGACGACGGAGUUUCACGCACCUAUUCACCUUGAACUCUGCACAACAACGGACACAACUGAGUGCAGUCAGUGCCCCAGUGAUCUGAGCCUCUACGAAUGCGUCGAAGAAUCUUCUACUGAUCCACAGCCCUGCAUGGUCGAUGAGAACGGAAACGGCUUCAAACCAACGAAAAUCUGCUGGCUGAAGUCGAACUCCUUCCCGAAAACCGGAUACUGCGAAGUACAUGCUCCAUGCGAACCAGAACAAUGUCUUGGCCCGGAUAGCAAGAGCUGCUGUCACAGCGACACAAAAAGUUGCGAUUUGACCAGCCACAUCGACUCCAACUUGUGCUCUGGAUUGAAGAUGUGCAAAGACCGUCUUGGAAACGUGGUCUACGGAAAAAAACUUGACUGCUGCGCGGAUCUGCCAACUUGCUCAUCUGCUGAGGUCAAUGAAUGUAACCCAUGCAAUUAUCUGGCGAGCGAGUACAACUGUCUCUCUCCAUCGACAAAGACAAGAUGUCCGGACUUCAACUGUCAAGUCCUCGCAAACACUUGUCCCUGUUCGCCCGCUGGAAUUUGCCAUUUCGAUCCCGAAGCUGCCGACGUAGAAGUAAUGCGAAUUUCGAACACGCUCAUCCACCAAAUCGGCUUCGACCUUCCCGACAUUCGAUUCCAACGAUCAAUCAAGUUCUUCAUCGCCGGUUCACCCAGCAAUAACGGCAUCAAUGCUGACAACCCUUCCUGCUACAAAGACUAUGAACCUAACACCGACUUGCCAAUGACAUUUAGCCGUGCAGAGUUACAAGAGUGCGGCGUGCAGUUAAACAUCGAAAACAACAAACUGCAGUCUUUCUACGCGCAUAUCUUCGUCGACAAGCAAAACUACUUUGAAACGGUUUCAACGCACAGCGAGUUUGCCGAGUUGAACUGCAAGAGUUGGCAAGCCGAUUUGGAAGAAGACGCACGCGCAAUGUCAAAUUACGAAGCAACUCGUUUCACCGACUUUGCAGAAGGCGCUGUCAACGUCGAGUUCGAUCUUUCGACGAGCGAAGACUUCAGCACUAUACUGGAUGCCGAGGCAAAUACAGCUACAGUGGUUGUCGGCGAGUUCGUCUACGCUAGAAUCACUGGAGAUAGUCCAUUCCAAAUCGAGAGCUGUGAAAUCAUCGGCGCGGACGAUCAAGUCUUCAUGAUGCUCGACGGCGCUUGCCCAAGUCAUCAAGAUUGGAAAGAAACCUUCAUGUUCGAGUACAUCAAACAGGAAGAUGAUCUGAAGAUCUUCAAAUGGCAGUCAGUUAUUUUCCGGCAAGGCGAGAAGCACCAACAAGUUACUUACGCAUGCAGCGUCCGACCCUGUGAAGCAGGAUCAUGCGAUUCGUGUGAGAACAGGCGAAAACGUAGCGUCGAGGAUCUACAAAACAAGGCGCCUUCUUCAAACGUUGGAAUGCUUCUAGAUAUAUUCGCGACGCAAGAGGAACGUGAUAGAGUUCUCGGAGUCAAAGAAAUGCAACUCGCGAAGGACGUCGGAGUCACCAUCACCGCUGCUAUCAUGUUCCUGACAUCAAUGGUUGGUACUCUGAUGUAUUUCUUCUCCGAUCCUAGCUUCAACUCUCGGCGAGGAUUCUACCCGGUCAUCAAUCCUUGGGCCACGCUCCAGAAGGUAUUCUUGCGCCGAGUGACCCAGCCAACACCCGAAGUUGCCCCAAACGAGAACAACUUCAUCAAAAACGCCGACAUGAUGCUCCAGCCAGACGCCGACUUUGUCAUCAAAUGUCUCACGCCUCCUCAAGCUCAGAAACCGCGACAUGAAGACUUUGAGGAAUGA